Messenger RNA from Daktulosphaira vitifoliae (grape phylloxera), 844 nucleotides. RefSeq lists its product as uncharacterized. The coding region runs from base 441 to 695 and encodes 84 amino acids. The transcript is spliced from 3 exons. The record is from RefSeq and is a predicted model, not a curated record. NCBI's taxonomy places the organism in Eukaryota, Metazoa, Arthropoda, Insecta, Hemiptera, Phylloxeridae. Gene Ontology annotation, molecular function: zinc ion binding.
ACAUUUAAUUUAAUAUGAAAACACGGUAAGUGAGGGAGAGCAGGUCAGUCGAUCACAUCAUACACGUUCGUGUUUGUCACAACGGGUAUGCCGCUGACACAACGCAAUUUGUUUUUUAUCUUUUUUUGUUCUGUAGCCUUCUAGUAUUCCGGAGAUUCCGCGUUUUUUAUAUAAUAUACGCCGCGACCUUCAAUGUUUUUUCCCACUAAAAAACCACCACCUUCGUAACGGUACGGCGGCGCUUCUGUUUAGACCGGUCCCUGUGUGUGUGGCAGUGGUCCUGAAGAAUUCAUUCGCGCUCAAUUAGUCGGCCGUUUCGGUAAUAUCGUCGCAAGGUUUCUUUUGGGUCGAGUAUUGCCUUGUCGCCACAUUGUUCAAUUUGAGCUGCUCAACGGCUUGUUAUAUGUCACGGUGUUUUUUUGUUGCCUUCCCUGCAUCUGAUGUGUUCCAAUGUUCAUCAUCUUCAAACGGCAGUGGAACUAGUUCCAUGUUCAAACUGUCCAAAGGAACCGGCUAUAGCCUUUUGCAAUGUUUGUGGUAAUACGUUUUGUGAAAAAUGUCAGGAUAAUGAUGAGAAUCUUCAAAAGAGAUGGUGUAUAUGUCCUGAAAAACGUCAAAAUUCAACACCAAAUAUAGCUAAACAUGAAAUUUCUACAAUUGACAAUUUGUAUAAUUUUUUAUUUGGAGGAUUGUGAAGCGGGAUUAUUCUUGAUAAUGAAUCGAACGCUCACUUAAAUUAAUUUGUUUGAUAUUUUUUAAUUUGUUUGAUUAAUGUAAUAAAUAUUAAAUUUAAUAAGAAUAAAUAAAGUUUACAAAAUCGUGAGAGCUGAGUUAUAUAAUUUCU